Dovyalis caffra is the source of this 3165-nucleotide messenger RNA. Lineage: Eukaryota; Viridiplantae; Streptophyta; Magnoliopsida; Malpighiales; Salicaceae. The record is from the annotation of a GenBank genome assembly.
AUGGAGCAAAAGAAAAUUUCUUCCUGUCCAAGUGGAGUCAAUAAUGAUGAUAUGGGUGAUGACAUAUUAUGUGCAAAGCUUCAUUUGGUUGACCUUGCUGGAUCAGAACGCGCAAAAAGAACAGGAGCAGAUGGCAUGCGUUUCAAAGAAGGCAUCCAUAUCAAUAAGGGUUUGCUGGCCCUUGGAAAUGUGAUAAGUGCACUGGGAGAUGAGAAAAAAGGAAAGAAGGUGGCCAUGUCCCUUAUCGAUUCUUUGGGAGGAAACAGCAAAACAGUGAUGAUUGCAUGUGUUAGCCCUGCUGACACAAAUGCAGAGGAGACCUUGAAUACUUUGAAGUAUGCAAAUCGUGCUCGCAAUAUUCAGAACAAAGCAGUGGUCAAUCGUGAUCCAAUGGCUGCUCAAAUGCAGCGAAUGAGAAGCCAAAUUGAGCAAUUGCAAGCUGAACUAUUAUUUUAUCGUGGUGAUGCAACCAUCCCAUUCGAUGAGCUUCAGAUACUCAAGCACAAAGUAUCAGUGCUUGAAGUGAGUAAUGCUGAAUUACAACGGCAACUUCAAAAACGACAACUCACCUGUGAACAUUUGAAUCAACGUGCUGUUGAUGCUCAGGUUGAAAAGGACAAACUGAUAAUGCAAAUUGAAUCAGCUCGAAAUGGUAAAUCCUGGGAUGAGAUUGACUCCACCACAAAUCAGGAUUGUGAUUUGAUGAAAAUGUAUGUGUCAAAAAUUCAAGAGUUAGAAGGAGAGUUAUUGCAUUUGAAAAACUUGUCCAGCUCAAAGCAUAGUCAAUUUGUUGGUUAUCUUGACUUGGAUGAUGAGAGGCUCACCUCCAAAAAUGCUUUACUUCAAUCUCUAAAUGACCUUUCAUCCAGUUCUGAUACAAAAGCAGCAGACAUUUCAGAUCAAGUUGAAGAUGAGGAAAAAGAGCUGGAGCAUUCUUCUCUCCAAGAAGAAUUGGACAGGGAGCUGAAAGAAUUGGACCAAAAACUAGAGCAAAAGGAGGCUGAAAUGAAACGUUUUGCAAGUGUGGAUACUUCAGUUCUUAAGCAACAUUAUGAGAAGAAAGUUCAGGAUUUAGAACAAGAAAAGAGGCUUUUGCAGAAAGAGAUUGAGGAUUUGAGAUACAAUCUUGCAAAUAUAUCAUCCACUUCUGAUGAUGGUGCUAAAAAACUAAAGGAAAACUAUCUUCAAAAGUUGACAGUCCUUGAGGCACAGGUUGCAGAGUUGAAGAAGAAACAAGAUGCUCAAGCUCAAUUAUUGAGACAAAAACAAAAGAGUGAUGAGGCGGCAAGACGACUAAAUGAAGAAAUUCAGAGAAUCAAGACUCAAAAGGUCCAACUUCAACAUAAGAUCAAACAAGAGUCUGAGCAAUUCAGAUUAUGGAAGGCAUCAAGGGAAAAGGAAGUUCUUCAGCUUAAGAAAGAGGGCAGAAGAAAUGAGUACGAGAUGCACAAGUUGUUAGCUUUGAAUCAGAGGCAGAAAAUGGUGCUACAAAGAAAGACAGAAGAAGCUGCCAUGGCUACAAAAAGGCUAAAAGAGCUUUUAGAAUCAAAAAAGAUGUCCUCACGCGAAACUAUUGGUGCUGGAAAUGGCAACGGUGCUGGAAUUCAGGCAAUUGAGCAUGAGCUUGAAGUCACAUUACGGGUACAUGAAGUACGUUCUGAGUAUGAGCGUCAAAUGCAAGAGAGAGCUAGAAUGGCCAAUGAAAUUGCAAAACUAAAGGAAGAAGCAGAGAUACUUAGACAAACUAAUUCAAGUGAUUGCCCCUCGGCAAUGUCUCCUGGAGCUAGAAAUUCGAGGAUUUUUGCUCUUGAAAACAUGCUUGCUGCUUCUUCUAGCACCUUGGUUUCCAUGGCAUCACAAUUGUCAGAAGCAGAAGAACGCGAACGGGGUUUUAGUGGAAGGGGACGUUGGAAUCAAGUUCGGUCACUUGCUGAUGCAAAAAAUGUGAUGAAUUAUCUGUUCAAUAUAGCAUCCUCCAACAGGUGCUUGUUGAGGGAUAAAGAAGUUGACUACAGAGAAAAAGAUACCGAAAUAAGAGAUCUAAAGGAAAAGGUGGUGAAACUUAGUAGUUUAGCAAGGCAUCUUGAAAUGCAGAGGGCAGAACUUAUUCAUCAAGUGAAGUCACAGAGUUCAGCGUUGAAGAAAUACUCCAUCAAAAGUGAGGCUGAUUCUGAAGGACGUAAGCAUGACAUGAAUAGAGAGGCACAACAGAUCACCCCCAACAUACUAGAUGAUAUGGAUACAUCUGAAUCUGAACAUUCAGUUAAUGAUUUGACAGAUGAUGAAUGGGUACAGUCAGAGAAAGAAGCGACAGAUGAUGAAUGGGUAAUGUCAGGGAAACGGCGAGGAAAGAAAAGAAAUUCCAAAACCAAAGGUCGUUCGAGUACAGGAGAUAUCUACGAUGAUGGAAACUCCAAAUCAGAUUGUUCUGGUGAGGCAGACACUACUGUUCAAGUAUGCUGUGCUUGUAGUAAAUACUCUUUAUGCAAGACAUCCAAGUGCCAGUGCCGAGCAUCUGGUGGUUCUUGUGGGACAUCGUGCGGCUGUAUGCCAAAUAAAUGUUCUAACAGAGGAGCUACUGAGCUGGAUGAUUCGGCAAUUGGAUCUAAUGAAAUAGAGAAGAAUCAGGUACUUGUUUCUCAUGGUGCAAUGCUGCUACAAAAUGCCCUGGUUGAGAAGCCUUUGGAAACAAAUGAUGAUAGUGUGAUGAGAAGGAAGCCUCUGUCUGACAUAGGCAAUACAGUGGCUAAAUCCAAUGCACCAAAGGCAAACCAGAGAAAGAAAUGGCGGAAAUCAGUAAUUCAGCUUGUUCCUGUUCCCCCACCCAGCACAAAAUCAGAAAACAAUGAAGCCGCCGGACCCCAAAAGGCUGAUAAAGGUGCAAGCGAAGCAGACAUUCCUUUGAAGUUACCCAGAGCUAUGCGAUCGGCUGCACCAAAUAGUGUAAGUGAAACAGAUAAUAGUGCAAUUGAGGCAGAAAUUCCUUUAAAGCUGCCGAGGGCUAUGCGAUCAGCUGCUGCACCAAAUGGUGGCAUCCUUUUGAGAGAGAGGAAUGCUGAUCAAGCAGAAGAAUCAGUAAAUAAGGAGGUGGCUGGUGUGCUUCCUACCAGAAGCCCUGCCCGACCGAAAAGAAAAUCUGAUGAGAAAGAGAACUGUGGCCGCUAA